AUGAAGAUGCCUCCGAACCUGCGUAACGUGCCGGGCCAGGAUAUCAGGAUGUCGUUUGCAGACGUCUUCAAGAGCAGCAAGGUGCUCAAGGCAGAGAGGGAUAUGGUAGCCAGGAAGUACCAGUCACUGGCAGCUAACCCAAACAAACAGCGAGAGCAGUUGAGAGCAGAGAAUAAGAGACUGGCUGACCUUCACGCAGCAAUGGCACAGUUAACCACCAACAACGGACGGCAGCCCAAGGCGAACAGCACUCCACCGGCUCCUCCACCAGCUCCGCCGCCUCCCAUCGUUCUACCGCCAGGAGUGGUACCACCAAGCGUAGUACCGCGGAAUAACGAAGCCAGGAGCUGGACAGACCAAGACAAUGAACAGCUGAUGAAGCUGAAGCAGGACAACACCAGCUGGAGAGCAAUAGCAGUAGCUAUGAAAUGGCCUGUCCACGAGCUGAAGGAGCGCUGGCGAGCCAUCAAGCCAGAACCACCCGAGGAACCAAAGCCAGAAAAGGGAGAAGUCAAGACAGAGAGCCCUGAAAAUAAGAAAAAGGUUGCCUUUACGGAGUCUACCAAGGAGAAGAAGACGAGUAAAGAAAGCUCCAAGAAGGUGAUGUGUUAUACGGACGAGUCUCUAAGCAUGGAGGAAGCCAUACUGCUCAACAAACUAGCGGACAAGUACAACAAGGAGAUGUGGCUACGCAUCAGCUCCAAAUUCUUUGACAAGACAGGCAAAAGGCUAGAUCCAGAGGAAGCCAGACGGCACAUCCGACCAUCAUAG
Molecule: messenger RNA, 771 nt
Organism: Microsporum canis CBS 113480
Lineage: Eukaryota; Fungi; Ascomycota; Eurotiomycetes; Onygenales; Arthrodermataceae
Exons: 3
Coding region: 1-771 (256 amino acids)
Source: RefSeq, a predicted model, not a curated record